Molecule: messenger RNA, 2742 nt
Organism: Pseudophryne corroboree (corroboree frog)
Lineage: Eukaryota; Metazoa; Chordata; Amphibia; Anura; Myobatrachidae
Product: protein-glutamine gamma-glutamyltransferase 5-like
Exons: 13
Coding region: 1-2265 (754 amino acids)
Biological process (GO): peptide cross-linking
Molecular function (GO): protein-glutamine gamma-glutamyltransferase activity
Source: RefSeq, a predicted model, not a curated record
AUGGCGAUCCGGUAUUGUUAUGAAAAUCACCAAAAUCCAGAGCCAGUAGAAGAAGUAGAACAGGCUCCAGGAACCAAGAAUUGUCCAGUGCUGGAAGUUGCUUUCUCAGAUUUUCUCUGCCAGAAAAAUAAUACUUUGCAUCAUACGGUGGAAAUUGGUGACAAACGUCUCAUCAUCCGAAGGGGACAGCCAUUUUUUAUUGCAUUGCACUUCAAAACAACAGGAUUUCAAGAAGGAUCAGACAAGAUCAUCUUCAUUGCAGAAACAGGGCCAUGGCCUGAUGAGGCCUCUGGAACUAAAGCAGUAUUCACUUUAACAAAGGCUUUAAAUCGAAGGGCCUGGAGUGCGGUUAUUCAGAGCAAUGAGCCCAACUCAAUGAUGAUCACCAUGUUGCCUUCUCCCAAUGCAAUAAUUGGGCAAUAUACUCUAAAAGUUCAAAUAUCCAAAGGAAGUAAAGCCGCCAUCUAUCAGCUGGGAAUGUUUGUGCUUCUCUUCAACCCCUGGUGUUCAGAUGAUGAUGUCUUUCUGGAAAAUGAAGCCAAGCGGCAGGAAUACAUCAUGAAUGACUAUGGAUUUGUUUACCAAGGCAAUCAUAAAUGGAUUUCUACCUGUCCUUGGAACUAUGGACAGUGGGAGGACGAUAUUUUGGACAUCAGCCUGAGGAUAUUGGACAAGAAUUUAAACUACCUACAGGAUGCAUUUAAGGAUUUAUCUUUAAGGAAUAAUCCUGUGUACAUUAGCAGAGUAGUAUGUGCCAUGAUCAACUCUAAUGAUGACAAUGGAGUCCUACAAGGUAACUGGGGUGAAGAUUAUAAAACUGGAGUGAGUCCUUCUACAUGGAAUGGAAGUACUGCCAUUUUAAGACAGUGGUAUAAGAGUGACUGUCAGCCUGUCAGAUACGGCCAGUGUUGGGUCUUUGCUGCUGUUAUGUGCACAGUGAUGAGAAGCUUAGGGAUCCCAACCCGGGUUGUAACAAACUUUGACUCUGCUCAUGACACUAAUGGAAAUCUGAUUAUUGAUGAAUAUUAUGAUACGACUGGCAAGAAACUUCCUGAGGAAAGCAAUGACAGCAUUUGGAACUUUCACGUGUGGUGUGAAUGCUGGAUGGCGAGAAGAGACUUACCUCCAGGCUAUGGAGGGUGGCAGGUUCUAGAUCCAACCCCACAAGAAACAAGUGAUGGAAUCUAUUGCUGUGGUCCAGCAUCAGUGAAGGCCAUCAAAGAAGGAGAAGUUGACCUCAGCUAUGAUUCCUCAUUUGUGUUCUCCAUGGUGAAUGCAGACUGUGUGUCAUGGACAAUAUAUGGUAAAAAGAAAGAAAAGCAUUUCUGUGACCCACAUUUGAUUGGAUAUCGCAUCAGCACAAAGUGUGUGGGGUCGGAUGAACGUGAAGAUAUCACACUCAGCUAUAAGAAUGAAGAAGGAUCCAUUGAAGAAAGAAAAGCUUUCCAGAAAGCUUUGCGAAGAUUACAAAGGAGAAAUGUAACGUUAUCUUCAAAUGGUAGUGUGCACUCUGAUGUUACCAAUGGCAUUUCUUCUAAUGGAGUUUCACAUGAACAUGGUGAGACUUUCCAAAAUGGAUCCUCUGCUGUUCAUGAACCCCUCAACCGUCCACUACAAGAUGCUAAAUUAUUACUUAAGUUUAAAUUGACAGAGUCGCCACAGGUUGGGCAAACCAUCAACUUGGUUUUAUUGGCUGCGAACUUGCUCUCAGUUGCUAAGACCUUAAAGUUAAGCUUUAAUGGGCAGUCCAUGAAGCACAGAGGGAAAGCGGGUCACCAGUUCUGGAAGGACUCCAAGUACAUUGAUCUUGGGCCUCAUGAAGAGAAAUGGCUUUUGUUACAAAUCCCAUAUUCACAGUAUGGAAAAUAUCUUGGUGACAACAAUUUGAUCAGAGUGACCGCUGUUGGGGAACAGAACGUUACCUGGGAGAAAGUUCUAGUGAAAAAGGAUAUCAACUUAGCUAUGCCACAGAUCAUGAUCAAUUUCCUGGGAUCUGCUGUAGUGGACAAGCCAUGCAAAGUACAUGUCACCAUCUGCAAUCCUCUAAGUGAGGAUAUUCACGACUGUCUGCUGGUUAUUGAAGGCUGUGGUAUCCUGAAGACACCAAUGAAAUUACUUGUGGGCACCAUGAGUAAGAAAGAAAAAUCAAUCUUGGAGCUAGAUCUGGUUCCCUAUAAAACAGGACUCAAACAGCUUCUAGUGAACCUAAGCUGCAACAAGUUCCGGGUCCUCAAGGGCUACAAGACAGUUCUGGUCAAUCCCUGAAUUUACACUUUAUAAACUGAAAGGGCAGUAGUACUGUUACGGCUGCACAUGACCAAACGUAAGGGUUCACCAACUGCAUUAUUGGUAACGGCAGGAAUAGAGAUUUGGCAUAAAAGGCACGCUAGAUCUCUAGAUGCUCUGAUGAGGUGACAUAAGGAGCAAAUAAACUGCGAUUUUGAAAUAUUGGGUUUGUAUAUAUGGAACCAUGCCAGUUUCUCAGUGUACAAAAAAGUAAUUACUUUGUUAGCUACUGCUAGGCACUUUAUACAUAAAUAUUUUUCUAUACUGUAUACUGGACAGAAUGAUCACAUUAUGAACUGUGUUUAAACGGGUUGGGGAUGGAAUCCCGGCGGCCGGGAUCCGGGGUUUAAACAUAUUCAAGAUUUUACUAGAACUUUGAAAGAAUUAUUAUUAUUAUUUUAAAGAUUGCAAGCUCGAUUUGUUUUGUCAUAACUCGUAAUAUAUUUUCUGCUUAAA